Molecule: messenger RNA, 2198 nt
Organism: Epinephelus moara (kelp grouper)
Lineage: Eukaryota; Metazoa; Chordata; Actinopteri; Perciformes; Serranidae
Gene: prune2
Product: prune homolog 2 with BCH domain
Exons: 11
Coding region: 202-1176 (324 amino acids)
Biological process (GO): apoptotic process
Cellular component (GO): cytoplasm
Source: RefSeq, a predicted model, not a curated record
GUAGCAGGUGAUCGCCCUUAUUUGGUAAUGGCCCAGAUCAUGUGACCACAAAAUGGUGGAAGCUGUGAGCUGUUUGUAAGCUGAGCAUCUCCAUCGAGAGGCUGGGAGAAAAGGAAAUAGGCAGGGAACUUGGAAGUAGAUCCAUGCUCUGAAACGGAAAAGGAAAGAGAUUCCCGAGCCCCAGCAUUGGUCCUCCCGGGGAUGGACCUGGCAUCAGAGACUAAAAUGAACUCUGAGGGGGGCGAAGGCAGACCAGUCCCUCCUACCUCUCUACCCCUUCAAGGAGGUUCCACACAAAGAAAAAAGCUAUCUGCCCCUCGCAUCAGCCUGUCACUGGACCAGAGCGAGGAUGACUUGGGGGAGACGCCAGACGAUCUGGACAUUAAUGUCGAUGACCUCGACACGCCUGAUGAGGGGGACUACCUCGACUACACGGACCAUGAAAUGGACUGGGAAGACCCCAAUGCAGCCAACGGGAGCGGGAUAAGCGAGCCUUACAAUCCAAUCCCUACAUACAGCGCUGAGGAGGAGCGCCAAGAUGGCAAGCUGUGGAGGACCGUAGUCAUUGGGGAGCAGGAGCAUCGCAUUAACAUGAAGAUCAUUGAGCCCUACAUGAGGGUCAUCUCCCACGGAGGCUACUAUGGCAACGGAGUGAAUGCCAUCAUCGUGUUUGCUGCCUGCUUCUUGCCAGAUAGCGACAGAGAGGACUACCACGAAAUAAUGGAGAACCUCUUCCUCUAUGUGAUCAGCACACUGGAGCUGAUGGUGGCAGAGGACUACAUGAUUGUGUACCUGAACGGAGCCACUCCUCACAGAAGAAUGCCUGGUCUUGGUUGGCUGAAGAAAUGCUAUCAGAUGAUUGAUAGAAGGCUCAGGAAGAAUUUGAAAUCCUUCAUUAUUCUCCAUCCAUCGUGGUUUAUUAGGACCGUUUUAGCCAUCACCAAGCCCUUCAUCAGCACCAAGUUCAGCAGUAAGAUUAAGUAUGUGAACAGUCUGGACGAACUGCAGGAAUUCAUCCCCAUGGACUCCAUCCAGAUCCCAGAGUGCAUCAUUAGACUUGACAAGGAACUGAAGGAAGCGGCAGAGAACUCAAAAAUGAAUAGUUUUCUGCUGGGACCGGAGCCAACAGCAGCAGGCAGAACAGAACCAGACGCAGCCGGUGCCAGCAGCUCCUAAACCCAAACAUCCUAAAUGGAUGGGUCAUCUCAAUGUUCUCAAGUCACUGUUGUAUUGUAUGGGUGAAGCUGGAAAACAAAAUCAACGGCUUGUUAAGCUAGUGUGUGUGUGUGCGUGCGUGUGUGUCAGUGUUUGUCAAUUAGACACUGGAGUUUAAUAUGACAACUUGCAAUAGUACCUGUUUAAACUCAAGACUUAGAUCUCAUUCUUUCUGGCUGCUGUAGCAUCGACUGUACCUUUACACCUCCAAUCCAGAGAACCAUAUAGUCAAGCGUGAUGCUUGGCAGCACCUACAGAGUAGCAUCGUCGUUCACGGUAGGGUAGGGAAUGCAAUUACACACCAGACAGUGCACUGCGCAAACCAUUUGUAGAGUCUAUAGUGUUGUAGUUGUGUGCAUGAGAAGCAGUGAAGCAAUAAUAUCACCCUUUACUGGUCACACACUCUCAGUAUUUCAGAUAAAGAGGCGACUUGUGUGUCAGCAAUCUACAAUAAAAGCACAUGGUGUGGCCAAAAAGAACUCCUUGUGCCAUAGAUGAUGACCAACUACUGCAUUGAAGCAAUCCACUCCUCUGUCUUAAUACUUGUUCUAAAAUAAGUCUACAAAUAGAUAUUUAAACUUUAUAGAGUCGGAAACCAAGGAGGAAUAGGUUAAAUAUGAAACCAAGUUAUCAGUGCAAUGUGAGAGCAUGUCUGCAAAUGUGUGUGUGUGCGUGUGUGUUUUCAAUCCAUUUCUGUCAGAUACAUGGAUACCCUGAUACUGGGAAUCGUCUCUUCAGCUUCUCCUGGAUCAUCAGGAAGAAACCUCAGAGUACAUAAAAGAUGGGAUUUCUGUAAAGCACAAUAUCGUCUGUGUGUGUGUGUGUGUCCACACGCAUGUGUGUGUUUGUGCAUCAGUGCAUGUCCCUUCAUAGAUAACUGAUGGUCCUCUUACCCAUGAGUCUUCUUCGAUGGUGUAUUGAGGGAUUGCAAAGAAAUUAUGGAUCACUGUCUAGUAAUAUAAUAAAAAUGGACUCAAGUCUGA